ACGAUCAACUGCUCGUAUAGAAUAAUCGUGAUUGGGCUGUAUUCCGAAGUGACAAACAUAUAUAUAUUACGUAUAUUACGUAUUCUCGAAUAUCUUGAUUCGCUAGUAUAAAUGGAGCAUAUACUCAGAUCAGGGAUACGUUAAAACCUAGGAUUCUUUUAACAAUACUUUUAUGGUGCCAUUUGUCACGUUUCGACUUGGUCUUUCACGCUUCCUUCUCUUAUCACUCGUCCUUUCGCUCUUUGACCGUUUCAAAGUAGUUUCUUAGUUCGCUCAUUUUGCUUUUUGUCGUAGAUAUUUGCCAUAAGAAACUUUGCGCAGUCGCAGUUAUAACUACCUGUUAUACCAAUCUGCAACUUCAACUUGUCUACGCAGUCUAAUUCCGUUAGCUUGACAAGACCACUUACAUCGAUCUCUAACGACCCGACGAACUACUGUAAUGAGAACUUAAGAUGGAUCCGGCAGAGAACCAACCCUAUUCUAGAGGGUACGAGCUGCGGGAUAUUCCCGGAGACUCAACUGAUAAUCUUAACUAUCCCGAGCAUGAUCCGUAUGGUGAUCGACCCUACUCGCUGCGCGGUUACGAUUUGGGGGGACCCAACCGCCCUCUUUCCCCUACAUCCGUAUAUAGUGGCGACACUGCCGCCCGAGGAGUCUAUCACUUGCCUCACGCGGCGACCGUAACCCAUGCCGCGGACGAUUUCGAGCAGCAUAACUUAGGCAACGGCUUCGGCUACGGUAGACCUCCGUCGACUUAUAACGAGCUGGAAACAUGGGCGGAACGACAGCAGGCUCCUAUCGAGAGCUUAAGCGGAGGGGGGAUUCGACGUCGCAAUACUCGCAAGAUCAAGUUGGCGCAAGGCCUUCAGGGUUCCGUCUUGAGCACCGAAUAUCCGGUCCCGACCCCCAUCCGCAACGCCACGGAACCCCAGUAUCGAGAUCUGGAGGAAUUCAGAACGAUGCGGUACACGGCGGCCACGUGCGACCCGGACGAUUUCACCCUCAUGAACGGAUACGACCUCCGCGCGCGCAUGUACAACCGGCAUACCGAGCUAGUCAUAGCCAUUACCUAUUACAACGAAGAUAAGAUCCUCUUCGCCAGAACGAUGCAUAGCGUGAUGCAAAACGUACGCGAUAUAGUAAAGCUCAAGAAGUCGACAUUUUGGACAAAGAGCGGACCGGCAUGGCAGAAGAUAGUAGUCUGCCUAAUAUUUGACGGUAUAGAGAAAGCUGAUAAGAGCGUGCUCGACGUUCUAGGAACGAUGGGAGUUUACCAGGACGGCGUUCUCAAGAAGGACAUAGACGGUAAAGAAACGGUCUCUCACAUAUUCGAGUUUACGAGCCAAAUCUCCAUCACUCCCGACCAGCAGCUCAUCCUACCGAAAGAAAACGACCCUACCAACUUACCUCCCGUGCAGCUACUAUUCUGCCUAAAACAAAAGAAUAGCAAGAAGAUAAACUCGCACCGAUGGCUGUUCAACGCCUUUGGUCGCAUCCUGAAUCCUGAGGUCGUGAUCCUCAUCGACGCCGGAACCAAGCCCAGUCCAAAAUCCCUACUCGCCUUGUGGGAGGGAUUUUAUAAUGAUAAAGACCUCGGUGGCGCUUGCGGCGAGAUUCACGCCAUGUUGGGCAGACGAGGCAAGAAGCUGCUCAAUCCGAUAGUAGCUAUUCAAAAUUUUGAGUACAAAAUCUCGAACGUCUUGGAUAAACCUCUGGAGAGUGCGUUUGGUUAUGUCACCGUGUUACCGGGCGCCUUUUCUGCUUACCGUUUUCGGGCUAUUAUGGGCCGGCCCCUGGAGCAGUAUUUUCAUGGCGAUCACACGCUGUCGAAGAUCUUGGGUAAGAAGGGCAUAGACAAUAUGAACAUUUUCAAGAAGAAUAUGUUUCUUGCCGAAGACCGAAUUCUGUGCUUUGAACUCGUCGCUAAGGCCGGCCAGAAGUGGCACUUAAGUUAUAUCAAAGCUGCCAAAGGAGAAACUGAUGUACCCGAAGGUCCCGCCGAGUUUCUAAGUCAGCGACGGCGUUGGCUAAACGGCUCCUUCGCGGCGACGCUGUAUUCUCUCAUACAUUUCAAUCGGCUCUACAGGUCCGGGCACAGCAUCAUCCGGAUGUUCUUCCUGCAUAUCCAGUUCCUGUAUAACAUCGCCCAGAUCUUAUUUAGCUGGUUUUCUCUCGCCUCCUACUGGCUCACUACCGUCAUCAUCAUGGAGCUUGUCGGCACUCCCGUUCCCGAGACGGGAUACCACGGCUGGCCGUUCGGCGACAUCGCCACGCCGAUCGUUAACGUGGUGCUCCGAUACCUCUACCUGGUUUUCAUCCUCAUCCAGUUCAUCCUCGCUCUAGGCAAUCGCCCCAAGGGUUCGAGGCACUCCUACAUCGCCUCGUAUGUCGUCUUCGGCGUGAUACAGACCUACAUUAUCGUCCUAUCCUUCUACCUGGUAUUCCGCGCCUUGCAAACGCCCCUCGGCGACCAGAUCGACACCUCCAGCGCCGGAGCAUUCUUCGAGAGCAUGUUCGGCGGCGGCAGCGUCGCAGGCGUUAUCUUGCUCGCCAUCGUCACCAUCUACGGUCUCAACUACGUGGCUUCGUUCAUCUACCUGGACCCUUGGCACAUGUUCCACUCUUUCCCUCAGUAUCUCGUGCUGGCGUCUACCUAUAUUAAUAUCGUUAUGGUGUACGCUUUCAAUAACUGGCAUGACGUUUCCUGGGGUACUAAGGGCUCCGACCAGACGGCAGCUCUACCGUCCGUGCACGUCAUCAAGGAUGAAAAGACCGACGCUCCCGUGAUCGAAGAGGUCGAGAGGGAGCAGGAAGACAUAGACAGCCUAUUCGCGAAGACCGUAUACAGAGCCCUUGCUCCAGUCGAGGAAGAGGAGGUUGUGGAAAAGAAGGACACGGAAGACUCGUACAAAUCCUUCAGGACCGGCCUAGUUAUCACGUGGAUAUUAUCGAAUUUGCUGCUCAUCGUCCUCGUUACAAGCGACGAGUUCGAGUCUUUGGGCGUAGGGAAAGCAUCACAGACCCGAACUCCCGGAUAUUUCCGGUUCCUCUUAUAUGCUACAGCUGUCCUCUCCAUCAUUCGCUUCAUCGGAUUCCUGUGGUUUAUAAGUAAGACGAGCAUCAUGAGUUGUUUCGCCAAGAAAUAAACUUGGUUCAGUAUCGGGCGUUUAGGAGGCUUGCAUACUUGAAGAUUUAGAAAAUGGCGUCCGACGAGAUAGCGUCCGACGAGAUACCGGAGCUUUGAUAUUUGGAUUCAUGAGUUUACCGAGACCAACAGCUGUCACCGACGCUCUUGACGACGAAGGCGAGAUUUUAGAAAAUAUGGAAAUCCGAUUUAAUAUCAGGCUAAGCCAUAUUUUAUUAGUAUAUUGCAUAAUGGAAUGGGGCGUGGACUGGGUCGGCGAUAUUGCACAAAAUUUUUGAAGAGGCAUUCACAGAAGUAGACUCGCCGCCGGUCGAUAAUAGUGAGUCUGUUUUGGGAUUCCCCGGAAUGCUAUCUACGGCAUUAGGAACCGACAAUAAGAGUAGCUAGUAUGCUCGAGGCGGCUAGGCUUCGGGACCUUUCUAUUAUAUUGAUACUAGCGAAUAAUAAUGAGCUAAUAUAUGGCAAAAUUUAAUUUCAUCAUAUUAUUAUACUGUGA
Molecule: messenger RNA, 3641 nt
Organism: Daldinia loculata
Lineage: Eukaryota; Fungi; Ascomycota; Sordariomycetes; Xylariales; Hypoxylaceae
Product: glycosyltransferase family 2 protein
Exons: 4
Coding region: 453-3146 (897 amino acids)
Cellular component (GO): cell septum; cell periphery
Molecular function (GO): chitin synthase activity
Source: RefSeq, a predicted model, not a curated record